CCCCGGUUUUCUCUGUAAUGGCGGCCGUCUCUAUAACAGAACACUAACACUAAGCGUCGUUCGGGAAAAAGUGUGGAAAAAAUCUCUUCAAACAGUGCUAAUAGACACACCCGCGCCAAGUGAAGCUAAGAUAUUUAAAGAGUUUUUCGUGUGAGAGCCGUAUACAGAGCAAUAGUCAGAGAUGGCCUCGCCCUCGCCGGCGAACAGUCCCAUGCCGCCGCCACAGGCGCCCAGUCCGAUGGCUCCGCCCUCCCAAAGCCCAGCUCCCUCGCCGCACAGUCCCUAUCCCCACCAGCAGCCGGGACCGCCUCAAGGACCGCCGCCAGGAGCCCCACCCCACAUGCAGGGACCCCCUCCGCCCGGCCAUCCUGGCGCCUACGGCCAUCCCAUGCAGCACGGCCCGCCCGGUCAGGGCCCACCUGGACACCAUAUGCCGCCACACCACCAGGGAAUGAUUUUCUCAAAAGGUCCGCACAUGGGGAUGCAGAUGCCGCCGACGGGGCCGAAUAUGUCGCCACUGGGCUACCAAACGCACGGAAUGCCACCUAAUGUAAGUGUAGCACGCCUUCUAAAGGACAUUAUUUGGGUUUUGGAUGAGGAAGAGUUAGAGAACUUCAAGGAGGAAGUGGAUUUUGGAAGCAGGGGACUGUAGUUUAGUUACGAAUUA
Messenger RNA from Drosophila bipectinata, 667 nucleotides. The record is from RefSeq and is a predicted model, not a curated record. NCBI's taxonomy places the organism in Eukaryota, Metazoa, Arthropoda, Insecta, Diptera, Drosophilidae.